CUCCGAUCUCAUCAAUUCAUCUUCAAAAUGGGUCAGGGAAAGAAGGAAGCCAAUCGUCGUGCCAAGGAGACUGGCGAGAAGAAGCCGGGAAAUAUUAGGGUGAAGGGAGAGAACUUUUACCGAGAUGCGAAGAAGGUGGCCAAGGUGAAUAUGUUUAAGGAGGGAAAGGCGGUACGCAAUGCCCAGGGAGAAAUCAUUGAAGCUGCUACGUACCAGUCGAAGGAGAUCCCGAAGGCGCGUGUCCAACCUGACCGUAGGUGGUUCGGUAACACUCGUGUGAUUGCUCAGAACGCGCUGUCGGAGUUCCGUGAGUCUCUCGGCGCAAAGAUCAACGAUCCCUACCAGGUUUUGUUGAAGCAGAAUAAGCUCCCCAUGAGUUUGCUUCAGGAGAACACCAAGGUUCCGCGCGUGCAGAUUGUCGAGACUGAGCCGUUCGCCGACACUUUCGGGCCCAAAGCACAGAGGAAGAAGCCAAAGAUCAUUGCUGGUUCGACGGAGGAGUUGUUUAAGGAUGUUGUGGAUGUCCAGCAGACCUACUCCGAUAAGAAGGAGACGGAGCCUAUCAACGCUCAGGGCAUUGACUGGAUUUCUGAGGCCCGUGAGCCUGUCUUCUCGAAGGGUCAAUCGAAGCGUAUUUGGAACGAGUUGUACAAGGUCAUCGACUCUUCCGACGUGGUGGUUAUGGUUAUCGACGCCAGAGAUCCGAUUGGUACUCGAUGCAAGACUGUGGAGAAGUAUUUGAGAGAGGAGCAGCCGCACAAGCACUUGAUCUUUGUGUUGAACAAGUGUGAUUUGGUUCCUACAUGGGCAGCGGCCAACUGGGUCAAGAUCCUUUCCAAAGAGUAUCCUACGCUUGCUUUCCACGCUUCGAUCACCAACUCUUUCGGUAAAGGUUCGCUGAUUCAACUUCUUCGUCAAUUCUCAUCGCUUCACCAAGACAAGAAGCAAAUCUCCGUUGGAUUCAUUGGUUAUCCCAAUGCUGGUAAAUCCAGUAUCAUUAACACCUUGAAGAAGAAGAAGGUCUGCACGGUCGCUCCUAUUCCUGGAGAGACCAAGGUUUGGCAAUACGUUACCCUCAUGAAGCGUAUCUACCUCAUCGAUUGUCCUGGUGUUGUACCCCCGUCGGCCAGCGAUACUGAGACUGACAUUCUGUUGCGUGGUGUUGUUCGUGUUGAGAAGAUCGAGCACCCUGCUCAGUACAUGCCCGCUGUCCUUGGUCGCUGCAAGCAGCAGCAUUUGGAGCGUACGUACGAUGUUCGUGGCUGGAAAGACUCCACUGAGUUCAUCACUAUGCUUGCAAGGAAGAUGGGUAGGCUAUUGAAUGGUGGUGAGGCAGACGAGAACUCUGUCGCGAAGCUUGUGUUGAAUGACUUCAUGAGGGGUAAGAUCCCAUGGUUCAUUGCGCCGCCCAAGCCUGAGCAGGAUGAGGGUGCUGCUUCUACCGCGAAUGAGGGUGAGACCAAGACCAAGACCGAGACUGCCUCUGCUACUUUCGGUGCAGAGGGUGGUCGUCUUGGGGAGAAGAGGAAGAGAAUCAUUCCUGCUACGUUGGAGAAGGAUGACGAGGAGAUGGAGGAUGCGGAGGAUGAUGAAGAUGAGGAGAUGGAGUCCGGCUCAGACUUGGACGCCGAAGAGGCUUCCGAUGUUGACGAGGAGAUCCUUGUUUUGGCAAGGAAGGCGAAGAAGGCAAAGAGUUCCAAACAGUGAUGUGCUACAUUGAUUGACGAUUUUGGUUCAUGGGUUUCUGGAGUUUUGGAGUUUACUACUAGUUUGGGUAUUGCAAAGCCAUCCGAUCUCGGCUUGCCACUGGAUCUACUGUUUCCAAG
This is a messenger RNA of Saitoella complicata NRRL Y-17804, 1826 nucleotides long. Its product is annotated as NGP1NT-domain-containing protein. NCBI's taxonomy places the organism in Eukaryota, Fungi, Ascomycota, Saitoellomycetes, Saitoellales, Saitoellaceae. Gene Ontology annotation, molecular function: GTP binding. The transcript is spliced from 2 exons. Gene Ontology annotation, cellular component: nucleolus. The record is from RefSeq and is a predicted model, not a curated record. The coding region runs from base 28 to 1707 and encodes 559 amino acids.